Messenger RNA from Gambusia affinis (western mosquitofish), 2942 nucleotides. It is a transcript of the gene cacnb2a, whose product is annotated as calcium channel, voltage-dependent, beta 2a. Lineage: Eukaryota; Metazoa; Chordata; Actinopteri; Cyprinodontiformes; Poeciliidae. The transcript is spliced from 13 exons. The record is from RefSeq and is a predicted model, not a curated record. Gene Ontology annotation, cellular component: voltage-gated calcium channel complex. The coding region runs from base 703 to 2817 and encodes 704 amino acids. Gene Ontology annotation, molecular function: high voltage-gated calcium channel activity; protein binding. Gene Ontology annotation, biological process: chemical synaptic transmission; regulation of voltage-gated calcium channel activity; calcium ion transmembrane transport.
GGCACAGUGGAGCUUGUAAGAAGGAGUCGGGAAGAGACACUCUGACAAGCCAAGUCACAGGGAGACCUUGCACCAGCAGCAGCUUCAUUAUCAUCAGCGGGAGAGUCGGUCACAUGCAGCCACACCGGGACUCUCACAGAUGAACCGUCACGCGUCGCUCGUGGAGCAGUGCGAGGAGCCAGCGACACAGUAGGACAGGGAAGCUUGAUGGAGGGGAUGAGGAGCAUCGCUGCCACCUGACUCACUCUGGGAGUCAGCCUCACCACCUGCAACGGCACGCCGACCUCUCCCUCCACCAAGGAGUCUGAGGCAGACGAGGGGGAGAGAGCUGCUGUGAUUAUGCGCGGGGCAGCGAGCUCCAGCGGAUUCCCCAUCUUUGGCAACGGCGACGGCAGCAGCAGCAGCGGGGGUAGUUGGAGCUUUGGCUCUCCAAACGAUAGCAGAGCCAACUGGAGCUGCAGCAGAACAAGGAGCUCCGACUCCGAAGCUAUUUAUUUAUCCGGGGAUGAAAGCAGCAUUCACAGCCCCGGCGUAAGAGGAACCAGCUGCCGAUGUAGCCACAGUGUUGAAUGUACCUGUAGCCAAAGCAGUGACAGCUGCUGCAAAGCUGGUGCAAAGGACACCUCAGCGGUGCAGUUUGGUUUACUUGUAGUAGCAGCAGGGGGGGCAGUGGCUCAGGACACUGAAUGACCAGUGUGGCUCAUGAAGGCCACCUGGAUCCGCUUGCUGAAACGAGCCAAAGGAGGUCGAGUCAAGAGCUCUGAUGCCUGCGGUUCGGCCGACUCUUACACCAGCCGUCCAUCAGACUCCGAUGUUUCCCUUGAGGAGGAUAAGGAGGCAGCGCGCAGAGAGGCAGAGCGACAGGCUCAGGCACAGCUCGACAAAGCCAAGACUAAACCAGUUGCAUUUGCUGUCCGAACAAAUGUCAGCUACAGCCCGAGUCAUGACGACGACGUACCUGUGCCCGGCAUGGCUAUCUCCUUCGACGCCAAGGACUUCCUCCAUGUCAAAGAGAAAUUCAACAACGACUGGUGGAUAGGACGUCUAGUGAAAGAAGGCUGUGAAAUUGGCUUCAUUCCCAGUCCUGUGAAGCUGGAAAACACUCGCAUCCUCCAGGAGCAGAGAGCCAAACAGGGAAAGUUCCUCUCCAGCAAACUGGGAGCAAACUCAUCGUCUAGUUUAGGUGAAGUGGUUCCUAACUCAAGGAAAUCUACUCCUCCUUCAUCUGCUGUUGACAUAGACGCCACAGGUUUAGACCCAGAAGAAAAUGAGCUCCCAGUCAACCUGCGCUCCCCUAAAGCCAGUCCAAACACUGUUAUAUCACCCCUAGCAAAAGAGAAACGAAUGCCCUUCUUUAAGAAGACGGAACACAUUCCUCCAUACGACGUUGUGCCUUCCAUGCGGCCCGUAGUUCUGGUUGGACCGUCUCUGAAGGGCUACGAGGUGACGGACAUGAUGCAAAAAGCACUGUUUGACUUCCUGAAACAUCGAUUUGAGGGAAGAAUUUCAAUCACCCGUGUCACGGCGGAUAUCUCGCUUGCCAAACGCUCGGUACUGAACAAUCCCAGCAAGCACGCCAUCAUCGAGCGCUCCAACACACGAUCCAACUUGGCUGAAGUCCAAAGUGAGAUCGAGCGGAUUUUCGAACUGGCCCGGACGUUGCAGCUGGUGGUUCUAGAUGCCGACACCAUCAACCAUCCGUCUCAGCUUGGGAAGACAUCCCUAGCACCCAUCAUCGUCUACGUGAAGAUCACCUCCCCCAAGGUGCUGCAGCGGCUCAUCAAGUCCAGAGGCAAGUCUCAGGCCAAACACCUGAAUGUCCAGAUGGUGGCCGCUGACAAGUUGGCGCAGUGUCCUUCUGAGAUGUUUGAUAUCAUCCUCGAUGAGAACCAGCUGGAAGAUGCGUGUGAGCACAUGGCUGAUUACCUCGAAGCUUACUGGAGGAGUACUCACCCCACCAGUUCCAGCCCCCCUGACCCGGUAUUGACAAACCUGCCCGCAGCGGCCCUCCCAAGCGCACAGACGCCAGCCUUUGCCGUGCAGGGCAACGGUACGGAGCAGAAAGGAGAAAAGGCGUUGGUGGAAAGGAAGGGGUCCAAAGAAGACAACCAGCAUCAUCAUCACAAGCACCAUCACCACCACCACCAGAGCCAGGAGCAGGCAGACAUAGAGGCUGAUGGGGACAGCAAUGAGGAGGAGAGGCCUUUAAGGACAGAGUCCAGCAAGAGAGCCCCACACAUCCACCACAAGUCAUCAUCCACUAGAACUGAGCAUCACAACCACCAUCAUCACCAUCACCACCACAGCAGCAAAGCCAGGGGCCUCUCCCGGCAGGAGACUUUGGACUCAGAGACUCCUGAGAGCAGAGAGAGUCGCGAGUGCAAGGACUCGGCUCGCAUCGAGUCGCGGGCUCCGCUCCGCCAUCAGGACGAGGAGGAUGAGGAGGAGGAGGAGGAGGAGGAGGAGGAAGAGGAGGACGAUGACGACGAGGAAUUAGGGGAGGGGCACCCCCAGCAGCAGCAGCGCUACGAGCCACUGCCCCACCGGGACCACAAUCACCAUCACCACCACCACCAUCACCGCAGCGGGGCAGACGAGGCCGGCCAGGGACAUCAACGCUCCAAAGAGCGCGAGCAGGACCACAACGAGCGAAACAAGCAGCGCUCUCACCACCACCACCGGCCGGCACGAGACCACCACCACCACCACUACGAGCGGGACAGGGACAGGGAGAGGGACCGUGAGGGGGAAGUGGCUCCCAAAAAGAGAGGUGAGGCAGGUGAGGUGUGGGCCAGAGACUCACACAUCCAUCAAUGACAGACCAAAGUCCUGCUGAAGCCCUUCUGGACUCUUUGUCCCCCCCAUCAUGCUGCUAAACCCUGAAGCAUCCCGUUUCUCUCUCCAUCUUUGUAAAUGCUGUCACGUCUUUUACAGGAUUUGGA